Corythoichthys intestinalis (scribbled pipefish) is the source of this 3473-nucleotide messenger RNA. RefSeq names its product glucosidase, alpha; neutral C (gene ganc). Lineage: Eukaryota; Metazoa; Chordata; Actinopteri; Syngnathiformes; Syngnathidae. The record is from RefSeq and is a predicted model, not a curated record. Gene Ontology annotation, molecular function: carbohydrate binding; alpha-1,4-glucosidase activity. The transcript is spliced from 23 exons. Gene Ontology annotation, biological process: carbohydrate metabolic process; N-glycan processing. The coding region runs from base 449 to 3106 and encodes 885 amino acids.
AACAAAGCAAACCUUUUCGGGUUCAAGUCGCUGGCAGCGUCCUUUAUUUUGUAAAUGCAAAUUAAUUUCGACGUAACCAGGCUGCUCUUAACAUCCUCUAGAAAAAUACUGCUCAAAUAUUUGAAAUAUUCAAGAAUUUAAAAGAAUACGCGCAUCCUUUCUUUGUUGUUUGCCGUGCAUGAAAGGGUUGAAAAACAACAACUAAAACGAAACGUGUACGUGAUUUAAAUAAUAAUAGUAUCAAGCUUUUAUUUUUAAAUUCACACCGGAACUUUCUCGCUUUAAGAAAAACGUCUUUAUGAUGGUGUUGACUUAACGCUGUCAAAACUCCCCACUAUAAAAAGACACAUGAGCUAGAAUUUGAAAUAUAAAUACUAUCUUGGCAGACGUCGUUUAGCUGACUGUUUUACUUGGACCUGUGUCACCUUCUCCUCCUGUGUUCGGCACGAUGGACGUGAAACAGCCAAUUCCCGGCGGUGUGCCUGGCGGUGAUGGCAAGGAUAAAUUUAUGAAAAGUCAUCAGGUUGCCUUUUACAGGCGGCAGACACAGGGUCCCAAAAUGCAGUACCAAGCCCUUUUAGAUACACUCAUCCUCACUGAGAAAGGAGCACGCUUCGAGUUGCUUGAACCAAACAAACAGAGCAUGCUGUAUGUGAGCGUGUCACCCUGCAAAAACAACACGGUGAGGAUAGUCAUUGAUGAACUGAAGCCCAUCAAACCUCGCUACAGGGUGCCGGAUGUGCUAACCCAGGAGCCAAAGUGUGAAAUGGUGAGACUGGAAGAGCGGCAGGCUGACUCAGUGACGCUCUCUUGGACCUCAGGGCUCUACAGGUGCCACGUGUGGCGGUUACCUUUCCGCCUGGAGAUCCAGUGCGAUGACCAAACAGUGAUGACGUUCAACGCGCAGAGCAAACUGUGGUUCGAGACCCUGCGGGAACGUUCCCAAGAGGCUGAGGCGGACACAAGUGAGGACAACUUGUGGAGAGAGACCUUCAGGGACUUUGUGGACAUCAAAGCGAACGGACCCACUAGCAUUGGCGCUGAUUUGCGUCUCCACGGAUUCCAUGAUGUGUUCGGCAUCCCAGAACACUCCGACAGUCUCCGUCUGGCAGACACCAGAGAUGACGAACCUUACCGACUAUACAACCUGGAUGUGUUCGCUUAUGAAAUCCACAGCCAUCUGAGCAUAUACGGCAGCGUCCCUCUACUGGUGGCCCACAAGCAGGACCGAACUCUCGGGGUCUUUUGGCUAAACGCCUCAGACUCCUUUGUACACGUCAACUACAGCCAGGAAGAAGACGGACCGCUACCCCACACAGACGUUCACUGGCUGUCCGAGAGCGGGGUGAUAGACUGCAUGGUUCUGCUGGGCCCGAGUCCGGCGCAGAUGUACCGCCAGUAUGCCGAGCUGACUGGGUACCAGACCCUACCUCCUCUGUUCACCUUGGGCUACCACCAUUCGCGCUGGGACAAGGACAGCCAAGAGGAGGUGGCAGAGGUGGACGCCGGGUUCGACCGCCACCAUGUUCCAUAUGACGUCAUGUGGCUGGACAUCGAACACACGGAUGAGAAGCGCUUCUUUACCUGGGACCCGAAGCUGUUUCCUGACCCAGCCAAACUACAGUGCUACCUAGAGAAGAAGAACAGGAAGUUGGUGGUUAUCAUUGAUCCCACUAUCAUGGUCGAUCCUGAUUGGUCGCUGUACCAAGAGGGGCGAGACGGAGCACAUUUUAUCAUGGACAGGGAGGGGCAGAUAUACCAGGGCAAUUGCUGGCCAGGCAAUUCACAUUACCCAGACUUCAGCAACCCGCAGACACGGGCUUGGUACGCCAAGUGCUUUGCCCUAGAUCGAUACAAGGGCUCAACACCAUCAUUGCACGUGUGGCUGGACAUGAACGAACCCACCGUGUUCUCCGGGCCAGAGUUGUCGUUGCCUAAAGACACGGUGCAAUUUGGGGGCUGGGAACACCGAGAGUUGCACAACCUGUAUGGCUUUCACCAGCAUAUGGCAGCAGUGGACGGCUUAAUGACCCGCUCUGGAGGUUCCGAGAGACCUUUUGUCCUGUCCCGCGCCUUCUUUGCCGGGACCCAGAGACUCGGCGCAGUUUGGACGGGCGACAAUCUCUCCACUUGGGAGUAUCUGCGGAUCUCCAUCCCAAUGUGUCUGUCCAUGUGCGUAGCAGGCAUCUCGUUUUGCGGAGCUGACAUUGGAGGUUUCAUUCCCGAGCCAAGUCCUGAGUUGCUGGUGCGCUGGUAUCAAGCAGCAUGCCUGCAACCAUUCUUCCGAGGUCACUCGUCGAUGAACACUAAGCGGCGGGAGCCCUGGCUUUUCGAGGAGGAGGUGACCAAAGCCAUCCGAAGUGUCAUUCAAGAGAGGUAUCGCUUGCUACCGUACUGGUACACGCUCUUCUACCGGGCUCACACCAGUGGCUUGCCUGUGCUCAGGCCUUUGUGGAUGGAGUUUCCUCAUGAGAAGAUCAUCUUCAGCAUGGAACACCAGUACAUGCUGGGAGAAGCGCUCAUGGCGUGUCCCGUCACAGAAUCUGGUGUAACCGAGCUUGAAGUCCUCUUUCCCGGAGCGGAGCAGCUUUGGUAUGACGUCAAAUCGACAGACGUUCACCAAGGAGGCGUGACUAAGAGUCUUCCGGUAACCUUGGACACGAUUCCGGUGUUCCAGCGAGGCGGUACAAUGGUGUGCCGUGCCAUAGCGGUUGGGACUUGUACAGCCGAUCUUCAAAAGACUCCACUUGCCCUCACAGUGGCUUUGGACGCUCAAGGUGCCGCCAAAGGUGAGGUGUACAUGGACGACGGCCACACCUUCUCGUACCGUGACAAGAAGGAAUUCUGCCUGCGCUCCUUCUGCAUGCUGGAGGGACGCCUGCAGUGCCGAGCUACCUGCGAAGCAGGGAUCUACAAGUGCGGCAUAGCGGUGCGCUCGGUGCACAUCUUGGGAAUGCAAGGCACGCCGGCAGAGGUGAAAGUUUACCCAGGGGGGAGGGAGGAGAGCAUCUCAGUGGAAUUCGAGUACCACCUGGAACGACGACACAUAAGCAUCGGCAACUUGGAACUUAGCCUGGAUGACGAUUGGGAUAUCCAGAUAUGUUGACUUCCUGUCGCAGUGUGCAUUUGACCUUGAAGGGACAGCCAACAUACAGAAAAAAAUCUUGUUUAAUAUAUAAAAAACACAGAAUGUCAUUAAAGCCAACAUUUCCAGGACGAGGCUGUCCGUAGUGCAGGGAGCCAUUUUAUUAAUGCUGGUACUAUUUUAGCCAAUCAAAUGUGGGUAACCCAGAUUGCCCGAACUUCCUUGUGAAGUCAUUCAUACUCAACAUCAAUCAGAAUUUGCAUGGGUAUAACUGAUGUCACAGCAAUUGCUGCACUCAAUAAAGAUGGUGUCUGUCCCUUUAAGAGAUUUUACUUUACAAACAGCAAGUUAAAUUCUAUACUGAUCAAAAAUAAAUGAUAUACCUGUG